Messenger RNA from Diachasma alloeum, 1882 nucleotides. It is a transcript of the gene Noa36, whose product is annotated as zinc finger protein 330 homolog. The coding region runs from base 467 to 1405 and encodes 312 amino acids. The record is from RefSeq and is a predicted model, not a curated record. Gene Ontology annotation, molecular function: zinc ion binding. Lineage: Eukaryota; Metazoa; Arthropoda; Insecta; Hymenoptera; Braconidae. Gene Ontology annotation, cellular component: nucleus. The transcript is spliced from 5 exons.
UCAGCGAGCGCAUAGAUCUUGUAGAAUGAUGAAAUUCAAAUAAUUUCUUCUAUAAAAUAGUUCAUAUUGGACAAUUCUAUUGCAAUUCCUCUGUAUAAUCCGCAAAAACUAAUAGAAUUCGCGACAGAAGUUCAAUGGAAAUCCAAUAGCGCAUCAGCUAUCGCAAUGGAAAGAUUCUCCGAAUCUGCCUUUACAACUCAAUCACAUAACCUAGGACUCAUAGGACUGAAGGUCAAAUGAUUAUCAUUUCAUCGAAUGAAGAGGAAUCGAAGUAAAAAUUGCUUGUUGAGUUGGGGUUCAACGACACAUGUAAAAUCACAAAAAAAGUUACCAUUUUAUAAUAGAGAUGUCGUUUACAAAGUCAUGAGCAUGAGCACCGCAUGACGGACAGUGCAUACGUGUCUUUGGACGGGAAUGAAUUACUCGGUGAUCUCAUAAGUGAUUAGUGAUAAAUUAAGGUGACAAAAUGCCGAAGAAGAAGACUGGGCAGAGGAAGAAGGCUGAGAAGCAGAAGAUGAGGCAAAAGGAGAUCAGAACCGCUAAGGAUCAGGUUGAUCUCGCCAAAAUGCCGUGCAAUGCGGUUAUGGAAUGCGACAAGUGCAAUAAAAAACAGAAGAGCAGGGCUUUCUGCUAUUUCUGUGGAACUGUUCAACGAUUACCCAUCUGCGCACACUGUGGGAAGAUCAAGUGCAUGUUGAAGACGGGGGACUGUGUCGUUAAACAUGCUGGAAUGUUCACCACUGGGAUGGGAAUGGUGGGAGCUAUUUGCGAUCAUUGCGAGGCAUGGGUAUGCCAUGGAAGGAAAUGCCUGACUGCUCAUGCCUGCACAUGUCCCCUGAUCGAUGCCAUUUGCCAAGAGUGUGAACGAGGAGUUUGGGAUCAUGGAGGCAGGAUAUUCCGUUGCUCUUUCUGCGAUUGUUUUCUGUGUGAGGAUGAUCAGUUCGAGCAUCAGGCGUCGUGUCAAGUUCUAGAAGCAGAGAGUUAUAAAUGUCAAUCAUGCAACAAGUUAGGACAAUACUCAUGCCUCAGGUGCAAAACGUGCUACUGCGAGGAUCACGUUCGUAGAAAAGGAUUCAAAUAUGAGAAGAAUAAAGCAAUUCCUUGCCCUAAAUGCGGUUUCGAGACCUCUCAGACUAAGGACCUCAGCAUGUCAACGAGGAGUCACAAAUUCGGGAGGCAAAAUCAAGCUGGCUACGAUUCUGAUGACGAAGGAAAUAGCUAUGAUUAUUAUGGAGGUAGCAGUUGCAAUUACGGUGACGGCUAUGGCGAUGCUGAUGGUGCGAAUGAUGAUUCGGAGGAAGAGGAUGAAGAUGAUGAUGAGGAUGACGAUGAAGACGAUGAAACAUCAACCGAGUCCGAUGAUGAACAAGAAAAACCUGAUGAUAAAUCGGAUGUGAAGAAAUAGCGAAAAUUUAGAUAUGCUUGAACAAAUCGAAAUGGAAUCCUUGAAGAAUACAAGAGCCAUUCUGCAAAACCUUGUGCACAAACUCGGUUUUAAAAAUUUUGAUAAUUUUCCCCUCACUUCUUAUUUAAUGAUAACUAAACUAUCAGUUAUCUAUAGAUACAUAAUCAAGGGGACCAGGAAGAUUAUCGGAAAAGAUGUGUUUUUGGGUACAAGACUUGGGGGAAUGACUCGUAAAUUGUACAAUAAUAAUUUCUGAUGACAACAUUGCAAAUAUUUGAGAAUCAUCCCACUAUUGUUCUAUUUUAUUUCAUUCUGAACAUUAUAUGUUACUACAACAACAAAUUACGAAUUACAAGAUUUAUGACGUAAUAAUUUAUUACAAGAUUUAUGAUGUAACAUUGAAUGCAUAAUAUAUUUUCCUGUACAUCUUUGAAUUCAUAAUUGAUAGAAAUAAAACUAUCAAAUAAUAACAGAAAA